Messenger RNA from Aspergillus pseudonomiae, 519 nucleotides. RefSeq lists its product as uncharacterized. The transcript has 2 exons. The record is from RefSeq and is a predicted model, not a curated record. NCBI's taxonomy places the organism in Eukaryota, Fungi, Ascomycota, Eurotiomycetes, Eurotiales, Aspergillaceae. Bases 1 to 519 code for a protein of 172 amino acids.
AUGGAGCACCUGGAAUGGGUCCGGGAGGAUAUGGACCUGGAUGGGGCGGAAGACCCUAUCAUGGUGGACAUGGUGGUGGAUAUGGUGGUGGAUAUGGAGGAGGGUUUGGAGGUCGAGGACGAAAUCGUCGCCGGUGCUAAAGAUGGCAAUCCCGAUUCCGGUGGCUGUGGUAGUCUCCUAGAGCUUGUGGUACUCUUCUGCAUCCCGCGUGGCUUCGUCCGCGAUAUGCUGGAUCAAAUCUUUAUCUGGCUUUUAGACCUCCUCAGAGACUCAGUGGUAAUCCACUACUUAUCCUUUCAUAUGCAUGGCUUCGGUAUUGAUCUGACAAGUACACCUCUCCCAGAACGGCUGCCCCAACCCGUCACCCUGUGCCAGUUGGACAUCUUUGGCGACGUACCGAACGGCCUUCUUGGUAUAUACGACGUGGUACACCUCCGUCUGCUUGUUCUGGUGGUCCAGAAGGGUGACCCCCUCCCAACCCUCCACCGGGCGCAUCAGAUGCUCAAGCCGGGCGGCUAA